CUCCCCCUGGACCGGGUGCUGUGACUCUGUUUCCGCGCUUUUUCGAGUUCAGCUUCCGCCUCCAUUUUGUCCUGUUGUGCGCAGUUGGCAGAGCGGAAGAAUUACGGCUGCUGUGCUCCGGGUCUGGGAGAAGCAUUUACAGUAAUGGACGGCAUUAGUGACGUUGCGGUUGGUGUAAAGAGAGGAUCAGAUGAGCUGUUGUCCAGCAGCAUGUACAACAGUCCCAACUCAGGGAUGAGCAGCAUCAGUGAUGGCACAUCCAAUGGAAGUGACAGCAAAAAGUUAAGAGUUGAAGACAGGGUAGGAGACGCCCCUCCAUCUCGCGUUCUCCACAUCAGAAAACUACCUAAUGAAGUCUCGGAGACAGAGGUCAUUGCUUUAGGGCUGCCUUUUGGGAAGGUCACAAACAUCCUUACUCUAAAAGGCAAAAAUCAGGCGUUCCUAGAGCUAAGCACAGAAGAAGCCGCCAUUACCAUGGUGAACUACUAUUCAGCUGUUACACCACAUGUCCGAAACGUCCCCGUCUUCAUACAGUAUUCCAAUCACAAAGAGCUAAAGACAGACAAUGCAAAUCAGUCAACGCCAUCAUCAGGCUCAAGUGACGGUACGCUUACAUCACCCUCCAGUCCCGUAUUAAGAAUCAUCAUUGACAACAUGUUCUACCCUGUCACUUUGGAUGUGUUGCAGCAGAUCUUCUCAAAAUUUGGCACAGUCAUGAAAAUCAUCACAUUUACAAAGAACAAUCAGUUUCAGGCUUUGCUACAGUACAAUGAUGCAGGAAGUGCUCAACAAGCCAAAGUGGCUCUCGAUGGUCAGAACAUUUACAAUGCCUGCUGUACACUCCGCAUAGACUAUUCCAAACUCGUCAACCUGAAUGUGAAGUACAACAACGAUAAGAGUAGGGACUACACCAGACCCGAGCUGCCUGCUGGCGAUGGCCAGCCUGCUGUGGACCCCUCUAUGGCAGCAGCCUUUAGCAAGGACUCGAACUCCCUGCUCGGUAAGAUCCCAGGUGCGCUGAGCCCUCUGAGUGCGGCGGCUGCAGCAGCGGCAGCAGCAGGGAGAGUGGCUCUGUCUGGACAUUCAGGCAACAGUGGAGUGCUCUUGGUCAGCAAUCUUAACGAAGAGAUGGUUACGCCCCAAAGUCUGUUUACCCUCUUCGGGGUGUAUGGCGACGUGCAGCGCGUGAAGAUUCUCUAUAACAAAAAAGACAGUGCGCUGAUACAGAUGGCUGAUCUGAAUCAAGCCCAGCUUGCAAUGAGUCAUCUCAAUGGACAGAAGAUGUAUUCAAAGAUCAUCCGCGUUACCAUGUCCAAGCAUCAGACGGUUCAGUUACCCAGAGACGGUCUGGAUGAUCAGGGCCUCACCAAGGAUUUCACCAACUCUCCUCUGCAUCGUUUCAAAAAGCCCGGCUCGAAGAACUUCCAGAACAUCUUCCCUCCUUCUGCCACCCUCCAUCUGUCAAACAUCCCACAAGACAUAACUGAAGAUGACCUCAGAGUACUGUUCACUAACUCUGGCGGCACUGUGAAAGCUUUCAAGUUUUUCCAAGAUCGCAAAAUGGCUCUGAUCCAGCUGUCUACAGUUGAAGAAGCCAUUCAGUGCUUGAUCGACCUCCACAACUACAACAUGGGUGACAACCACCACUUGAGGGUCUCCUUCUCCAAGUCAACAAUUUAAAAGAAGCUUAGAUAUCUUGCUUUGUCUUACGUUUUGACUGUUCCGGUACACUGGGGACCACAGUCUCUUUUUUUUGUUGUUGUUCUUUUGUUUGUUUGUUUGUUUGUUUUUUUUUGUACCAGUCAUUCCCUAAGAAAAUAUGGGUGAACCUUACAUUUUCUUUGAAAUGAAAAAUUCUUAUAGUUUCCCAGUGUCCCCAUUGUAUGCUAGCAGGUUGUGAACCUUUUCCCAGUUCUUUGCUAGAGGAGGGUGGAACCUCAUUUUAUUAUAAUUAGUUGACAAAGAAUGUGCCUUACUCAACGAGCUAGCAUAAAGAUUUCCACUUCCCUACGUUUUCAUAAACCCAAGUGGGCCACAGGAGGACAGGCUUCUUUGUUGUAGAGGUGUAAAGUUUUGUAAAAAAAAACCAAAAAAAAAACCAGCUAUUUUGUUUUCUUCUCCCAUGUGUGAUUUGUACAGUGUGUGAAUUCUUGCCUCUUAGAAUUCCAGUUCAUGUUAUCUUGCUUUUUGUGCUCAUGUCUCAUUUUGUGUUUCUACAUAUUUGAUGAGUUAGAAUUCUUGGUAGGAUCUCGGUGAAAUAUCCGGUGGAAUGUAUAUAACACACCUUUAACAUUGAUUCUUUAUAGAGCUUAAUGUUCACCAUAAAGCUUUAAUAUUAGUGUGGGUCCACCAAGUGUUUUUAUUAAGCGUUUCUUUUAUAAUGUACCAUUAAAACAUCAGUGGUUAGAACUUCAGUACAUGUUGAAUUUGAGUUUUGCAUAGUAGACAUUUAUCUUUGAUUUUUUUUUUUUUGUUGUUGUUGUUUAAACUCCUCAAAGGCUGUUUUGCAUGUGCUAACAGGUGUAGUUAGUUGUGAGAAUCUUUGUCUGGAGAACAGCCGUUGCAUGCAUUAGUGAAAGGUUAAAAUUGCGAGCCUUACGAUUUGAAAUGAGCAGCGCGUAGGAGAGAGCAACUGGUGGGACCAAAGUUUGUGCCUUUAGUCUUAAUUUACUGAACACAAAUUUUUAAUCAAAUCCCUCAUUUUGUAUUUCUGAGAAGUUAGGCCCACAGGCAGGCCGAUGUUUAUCCAGUAUGAAAAAAUGUAACGGUUACAGAACAUCUAGCCCAGUUUUUUUUUUUUUUUUCUUUUCUUAAAACCCUAUGGGUGUAUUUUUCACAUUAAGUGACUGUACAUGUUGACAGUGGAAAUAAGUUCCCUAUUUCAUUUUUUUUUUUUUUUACUUAUUUAGAAUUGUAAAAUUCAAUAUAGUUUGAAUGUGGCCCAAUUAAAAGAUCUUUUUUCUAACAAAGCGGUAAGGAUUGACUUUGUUGUGGUUUUUAUUUCUUCCCUCUGUCUCUCUCUCCCUCUCUCUUGUACUCUGCUUUUAACUCUGUAGCAUGCUCAAUAAAUACUUCUGUAGCUCUGUG
Astyanax mexicanus (Mexican tetra) is the source of this 3087-nucleotide messenger RNA. RefSeq names its product polypyrimidine tract binding protein 2a (gene ptbp2a). The record is from RefSeq and is a predicted model, not a curated record. Bases 145 to 1680 code for a protein of 511 amino acids. The transcript has 14 exons. Lineage: Eukaryota; Metazoa; Chordata; Actinopteri; Characiformes; Acestrorhamphidae. Gene Ontology annotation, biological process: mRNA processing; regulation of RNA splicing. Gene Ontology annotation, cellular component: nucleus. Gene Ontology annotation, molecular function: mRNA binding.